AAAGACCAAAACAAGACGAUUGUAAGUCCUGGCUUGGGGUUUGUGGCGUCUGGGACUGCUUUCGGAAUCGAAGGAAGGACAAAGAUUAGCAGCAGUCGAUACCGGCAGUGAGAGUCCGUACCAUGAGGCUCCUUUCGCCGCUUUCGUCGAACAAGAGCCGUGCAACUCUUGUGUCCAUGCUCUGCUGGUUUACGCUUUUCACGAUCUUCCAGUUCAUCGACCCGUUUCUCUCCAUCUCGCACUGCUCGUUUCCACGGAUUGCGAAUGAUUUGGAGUAUGACUCGGAGGUGAGCAUCAGCAAGGUGCUCAUCAUCGCGGACCCGCAGUUGAUCGACAACCAUACAUACCCGGGGAGACUGUCCCCCUUGCUAAGCCUAUCAAAAUUUACCGUGGACAACUAUAUAUAUAAAAACUACGUGGCGCUAAUGAACGAGCUCAAACCUCAGACAAUAUUGUUCUUGGGUGACUUGUUAGACAACGGAAGAGAGUCCUCCGACGAGUACUACGAGAACGAGUAUCAGCGGUUCAUCAAAGUGUUUGUCGACCCGGCAAGAAACAGGGAAGUGGAGUUCAUCACCAGCGUUCCGGGGAAUCACGACAUUGGCUGGGCUGAUGGGGUCACCGAACACUCGCUCGAGAGGUUUGGGCAGCACUUUGGACAUCCGAACAAAAUCAUACAGAAGGGGAACCACGACUUGAUUCUACUCGACAACUUGUCCUUAAUGAACACCGUAGAUAAAAAGGUUGCCGAACCGGCACAAAGCUUCUUGAACACAUUGAGGGAAACAAAGAAGGAACGAACAAGGAUACUUUUUGACCACGUCACGCUGUGGAGAGACCCCGAGGUCCAAGUCUGUGGCGCGUCGAGAGAGAGUAAGAAGCCAUUUCCGAUCUCUAAAGGUUACCAAUACCAAACCGCCAUAGACGAGGAAGCGUCCUUGGAUAUUCUUCGGGCAGUACGUCCUGAUGCCAUAUUCAGUGGUGACGACCACGACUACUGUCAAGUCGUCCAUUCAUACAGAGACAGCAAGGGCAAGGAGCAGAGAAGUCUCGGCGUCAACGUGAAAAGCAUGUCGAUGGCCAUGGGCAUCAAAAGGCCUGCGGUCGAGCUCCUCACCUUGUACAACAAGCCGGUCAAACUUGAAAAGGACUGGAUCUUAAACAACCAGGUGGUGAAGACAAAGGGUGAGUUCCUCGACUACACUUUCGACACUUGCUACCUCACCAAGCCUUAUGUGGAUAUUGUUGCAUAUGUCUUCUUGGCAAUAAUCGACGCCAUUUGGUUAUUCAUCAGUUGUGUCGAAAGAAAAAAGAGAUACGUCAGUAUCGCCGACAAUUAUUCCUAUGACAAUUUUUUUGAAAGUCUGUUUAAAAACGUCAACUGGCUUGCUUUCAUCAAGCUGUCUGUCAUCAACGGAUUGCUCGCAAUGUUCCUUUACUAUCUUUUUACACUUCAUUGAUUUCCGCCUUUUUCUAAAAGAAGAUAUCUCAUUUCUUGUUUGUCUAUAUUUUUAUAAUGCAAAAAAACUGCACCAUCGCAACCUUCCCCGUACUCCGCUA
Molecule: messenger RNA, 1560 nt
Organism: Pichia membranifaciens NRRL Y-2026
Lineage: Eukaryota; Fungi; Ascomycota; Pichiomycetes; Pichiales; Pichiaceae
Exons: 1
Coding region: 123-1460 (445 amino acids)
Biological process (GO): GPI anchor biosynthetic process
Cellular component (GO): endoplasmic reticulum
Molecular function (GO): hydrolase activity
Source: RefSeq, a predicted model, not a curated record